Molecule: messenger RNA, 708 nt
Organism: Nanorana parkeri
Lineage: Eukaryota; Metazoa; Chordata; Amphibia; Anura; Dicroglossidae
Gene: ATP6V1G2
Product: ATPase H+ transporting V1 subunit G2
Exons: 3
Coding region: 171-530 (119 amino acids)
Biological process (GO): proton transmembrane transport
Cellular component (GO): vacuolar proton-transporting V-type ATPase complex
Molecular function (GO): proton-transporting ATPase activity, rotational mechanism
Source: RefSeq, a predicted model, not a curated record
AGAUGAUGCUUGAUGAGGAUGAAGGCAGAGAACAGGGGGAGGAGGAAGUGCUCUGCACAGAGGACACAGUGAUAGCUGCAUAGGGGAACCAAAUCAAUCAAGAAGCCAUAGCGUAAAGGCUUGCGCAGGGCUGGUUUUAUAGAAAUCCCAUUCUAUUGUACAGAGACAUCAUGGCCAGCCAGUCACAGGGCAUCCAGCAGCUGCUGCAGGCUGAGAAGAGAGCAGCCGAGAGGGUGGCGGAGGCCAGGAAACGCAAAGCCCGCAGGCUGAAGCAAGCAAAAGAGGAGGCACAAGGGGAGAUCGAGCAAUAUCGCCUGGAAAGAGAGAGGGAGUUCCAGGCUCAGCAACGCAUGGCCUUAGGUACACAGGGCGACCUGUCCUCUGAGGUGGAGGCACGGACCCGCAAGACACUGCAGAUGGUUCAGACUAGUCAUGGAAAGAAUAAGGAAGUCGUGCUGAGGAGACUGCUAAGCUUGGUGUGUGACGUGAAGGCCGAACUUCACCCCAACUAUCGUUUCACCAACUAUUGAGUUUCAGUGCUCCCCACUCCCCUUUUUGUGCAAAUGCCUGCAAUGUGUCCUACAGGAGGAGUAUGGAGUUGAAGUCCUUACACAGUCUAUGGCUGUUUCACUACCCACAAUCCUCUGUUGCUGUUGUCAAUCGGUGAGACACGUUUAAAUGAAAUAAAGACGAAACUUGUCAUGUGAA